AUGCAGGUGAAACACUACAAGACGUUGACGGCCUCCCAGCCAGGCUUUGCUCGCAUUCAGUCCAUCUGCUGGUCACCAAAUAACAAGCGUCUGGCUGUUGCCGACAGCAGUCGCUUCGUUAUUCUCUACGACGAGUUCGGGGAGCGGCGUGACAGAUUCCCUACCAAACCAGCCGAUGGUAAGAGCGGGAGACCGUUCGUGGUUCGUGGCAUGGUGUUCUCCCCUGAUAGCUCCAAGAUUGCGAUAGCGCAGUCUGAUGGUAUGGUGGCCAUCUACCGCAUUGGUAUUGAGUGGGGGGAGAAGAAAGCUAUCUGCAGCAAGUUUCCGCAGAACAGUGCGGUUACAUGCGUAUGCUGGCCAAACACCUCGCAGGGUGUGGAGCUCGUUGUUUUUGGAACUCUCGACGGCAAGGUGAAAGUUGGUAUUUUAAAGGCUAACAAGUCCCAGUCACUUUAUGCGCAUGAGCACGCCGUUGUCUCGGUGGCGAGCAGCGCGGAUGGCCACAAGGUCCUCAGUGGUCACCUUGACGGCUCUGUUUACCAGUACACCUUUGAGUCGGAAGAGACAAACGAGGUGUCCGGGUCGAAGAAGAUAUUCAACCACAGUUGUGCCCCGUACGUGCUACUCUGGGGGGAGCACAUUUGCGCGGCGGGGCAGAACAGCUUCGUCACGUUCUACGACCGCAACGGGCAGAAGAUGCAAAACUUUGACUACAAGGUGGAUGAGGAAGGCGAGUUCACCGUUGGCAACUUUAAUCCCAGUGGACAGACCGUCGUCCUCGCGUGCCGCGAAAAGUUCCGCCUGCUCGACUACAACCUCCGCUCCCGUAAAUGGGAAGAGGGCGCUGUCGUGAAACUACCCAACUCAUGUGGCUUCUCCGCCAUUGCGUGGAAGCACGAUGGGAGCCGCAUCGUGACUGGAUCAGUAACAGGAGCAGUGGACAUGUUCGACACUUGCCUAAGGCGUUACCGCCUACGCGGUGCAUUUGAGUUCACAUACGUAAGCCACAAUCAAGUCAUUGUUAAGCGCCUAGCAACAGGGACACGUAUUGUGCUGCGCUCGAACUUAGGCUAUGAGGUGCAGCGUGUGAAUGUUCAUCAAGACCGCUACUUGGUGGCCUAUACAUCCACCACACUUCUCGUCGGUGACCUUAUCUCAUGCAAGCUAUCAGAGGUACCUUGGCAACUGACGGGGCGUGAGAAAUUUGUGUUUGAGAAUCCACAGGUGUGCAUGGUUUUUGCAGCAGGCGAGCUUUGUUUAAUAGAGUACGGCAAGAAUGAACUUCUCGGUACAUGUCGCACAGAGGAGCGCAAUGCUCACCGCAUUUCCGUUCGCGUACACGAACCCAAAGAUAACGGCGAAGAAGGACGACAGGAACGGAAGUUCAUUGCUUACCUCAUUGACAGACAAACAAUUCAAAUUGAUGAUCUGGGAAGUGGUAUUUCGGUUGCACGCGUACCACAUCAGUGCCGUAUUGAUUGGCUUGAGCUGAAUUACCGCGCCAAUAAGUUGCUCUUCCGAGAUAAGCAGCAUCAAUUGUUCCUCUAUGAUGUGGAGGAGCAGAGCCGUACAACGCUGCUCAACUACUGCACAUACGUCCAGUGGGUGCCAGGAAGCGAUGUUGUUGUAGCUCAGAACCGAGUGGAAUUGUGCGUUUGGUACAGUAUAGACGCCCCUGACCGUGUCGCAGUUGUCCCUAUCAAGGGCGAAGUAGAGGGCAUCGAGCGCGGAAACGGUAAAACGGAGGUGAUAGUCGACGAGGGCGUCAACACAGUUGCAUACAGUCUUGAUGAGGCACUCAUUGAAUUUGGUACCACAAUGGAGGAUCGCGAUUACAACAGAGCUUGUGACCUGUUGGACCAAAUUGCCCUUACCCCAGAGACAGAAGCAAUGUGGGCGAGCUUGGCAACUCUGGCACUGCAGGAGAUGAAGUUGCACAUUGCCCAACGUUGCUAUGCCGCCCUUGGUGACGUCGCCAAGGUGAAUGCGCUGAAUCACAUCAACGAACUCGCAGCGGCGGCGGCAAAGGCCAGCGAAGGUCUUACUGAUGGAUAUGACCACUACACCGUGCGCGCCGAACUCUUUAUGCUGAAUAAAGAGUACAGGCGGGCGGAGCAGCUUUACCUAGAGAAUGGCAAGAUUGAAGAGGCAAUGAACAUGUGGGAGGAGAUGAACCGCUUUGAUGAGAGCAUCAGUGUGGCUGAGGCCCGAGGAUGGGCGGACCUCGCAAACAAGCGUGCACACUACUACAACUGGCUAAUGGAGACUGGUCAGUUCGAAAAGGCUGGCGAGCAGAAAGAACGGGACGGUAAGUACAUCGAUGCCAUCAAUUUGUAUUUGCGUGGUGGAACACCAGCACGCGCGGCGAAUGUGGUUUCGGCAAAUAAUCUGAAACCCGAGUCGCAGCUGCUAGAGGCCAUCGCUGCGGCCCUUUUCAAGGCACAGGUGUUCGAAAAAGCCGGCGACUUUUUCGAGAAGCUCAAGAUGGACGAUCGCGCUAUACAAGCUUACACCAAGGGUCACGUGUACAGCCGUGCGGUGGAGUUCGCAAAGCGUGCACACCCUGAUCAGGUUACGGUGCUAGAGGAGGCGUGGGGUGACUAUCUCGUCUCGCAGAAACACGUGGAUCAGGCAAUUAACCACUAUAUUGAAGCGAACAAGUACAGCAAAGCCGUUAAGGCUGCCAUUGAUUCGCGCCAGUGGAGCAAGGCGACGAACAUCCUCGAGAGCCAAGCUGUGGGCGCUGACAAUGACAGUACAGUGAAGGGUUUCUACAAGAACAUUGCGCGGCACUACGAAGGGCUACAUCAAUAUGGAGACGCAGAGAAGUUUUACAUCAAGGCUGGUUCUGUCAAUGACGCAGUGGAGAUGUACAGCCGUGCGGGAAUGUCAGACCACAUGUACCGCGUGGCGCAGCGCCACCUUGCGCAGCAGCAGCUUGUUGCACUCUUUGUUGAUCAGGCAAAGCAGCUUGAGGCAAAGGGUGACUACGCUGGUGCGGAGCGUAUCUACCUAAAGGUGAAUGAACCGGAUCAGGCCAUUGUUAUGUACAAGAAGACCCGUGAUUACACCAACAUGAUCCGCCUGGUGCAAGCUUGCCGUCCGGACUACUUGCUGAAGACGCACCUCUCCCUUGCAGCACAGUUUGAAAAGGAGGGCAACUUCAAAAUGGCUGAGACACACUAUGUGGCGGGCAAAGAUUGGGGGCGGGCUGUCAACAUGUACCGUGACCGUGAGAUGUGGGAAGAUGCAGUGCGUGUCGCUAAGGUGCAUGGUGGAGCCAACGCAGCGAAGCAGGUGGUGCUCUCCCGUGCCAUGGUGGUGGAGGCGGAGGAUGGCGUGCGCCUCCUAAUGAAAUUUUCACUCGUCGACGCCGGCAUUGACGCCGCAUUGGAGGCGCAAAAGUUUGACUUGGCCCUUCAGUGGUCCCAGCUCGCGCAGCCAGCGAAGCUGCCCUACGUGUACCUCAAGUACGCCAUGCAUUACGAGGACCAAGGCGAUUUCCGCAUGGCAGAAGAUGCGUUCCUGAAGUCUGGCAAGCCGCGUGAGGCAAUUGAUAUGUACCUGCACCAACACGAGUUCGAGAACGCGAUGCGUGUGGCAGAGAAUUAUGACCAGACAGCAAUCUCAACCGUUCUCCAAGCAAACGGACGAAUUUGUUUCCAGAAGGGUAACUACCGUGAGGCGGAGACCCUCUUCAUGCGCGCCAAUGCACCGGAGGCGUUGCUGAAGAUGUACAUGGAUGGCCGCCUCUACACGGAGGCCCAACGUGUGGCGAAGGAACACUGUCCCGAGAUGCUUGGCGAGAUUGCAAAGCGCAUUGCGCUGCAGUCAAACGACCCCAAGAAGGCGGGUGCUGUGCUGGAGGAGCAUGGCGAGUACCAGAUGGCCGUAGAGACGUAUCUCGGCGCCACCCCAGAACAGGUAUCAGAUCCUAACGUUCUCGCAAAUCUAUGGGUGCGGGCAGUGAAGGUGGCACAGAAACACGACCGCAACAUGCUCAAGGGUGUCCUGCGCAUUGCCACCGGCAAACUAAAGGACGCCCAUCGCUAUGUUGAGGCGGGAAAAUGCCUGGAAGACUGUGAGGAUUACAAGGGUGCAAUUAAUAUGUACGUACAAGGCAAGAAGUUUGACCUCGCCGAGUAUCUGGCAAAGCGCAUCAGUCCCGAGUUGGAGGACCACGUCAAGCGUGCUAUUGUGCAGGACAGCAUCGAGAACGGUGGUAUGAAGGACGCCAAGGUGGUGGAGGAGAUUGACCCCGAGGCGGCGCUCAAGGCUUACAUCGCAAACAACGACUGGGAUAAUGCUGUGCGUAUGGCGAAGCAGCGGACGCUGGAAGAGAUGAAGUACGUGGCGGCGCUGCAGAUGAAGUACCACCUGAACAAAGGGGAGUUGCCCCAGGCGCUCGACGUUGUGGAGCGGCUACCACUAGACACGGGUGACUUCCGCUUCUACGAGACGUGGGUGGAUCUGGCGGAACGGCUCGUGACAAUACUACCGUUGGAGAAUGACAGCAAACUAAAGCUGGAUGGCUUUCACACUUGCCUCGUCAAUGUGACAGAGAGUAUGGCAACAUCUGGGCAAAAGCCAGAGGAUGUCACCAAGGCUAAGGCGCUCGCGCACAUCAUCCACAUCUACUACAUGGCACCCCGAAUGCGGGAGCUGUCGUUAGAUGAUUAUGCGCUGAAGCUCAUGCUCGGACUCCCGCGGUGGAUCCCGUACAUUGCGCCUGAGAAGGCCUUUUACGAUGCUGGUAUGACAGCAAAGAACGCUGGUGCAGAUGCCAUCGCGUUCCUCUACCUUAACCGCUUCCUCGACAUCUCCGAGAAGAUUGAGGAUGGCGCAACCGACAGUUCUGUUAUUGACAACACUGACUUUGAUUGCACCGACUUCCCCAAGAAGUACGCUCUGCCAAAGUCGUCGUCUGUGGACAAGGCCACAGAGGAGACGGUGAACAAGUGGGUACUCGCCAUCUCAAUUGAAAACAACUUAGAUCCCCACCUGCCUACCAUAACGGAUCCCCAGAAUCAAGUAGAGAUGUUUGAGGGCUCGCUGCAGUCACCCGCCGGUGCCACUUUCCCUGAGUGUGCGGUAACAGGAUACCCGAUCGUUGGAGGAGGCCUCACAAAGUGUCGCACCUGCCAGCGAUCGGCAAACCUAGAGGAUUGGAACCGCUAUAUUGUGCUGGGGAAGAAUUGCCCAUGGUGUGGCGGGGCUGCGUCGCCCGAUUUCAAGCUGUAG
Molecule: messenger RNA, 5241 nt
Organism: Trypanosoma grayi
Lineage: Eukaryota; Euglenozoa; Kinetoplastea; Trypanosomatida; Trypanosomatidae
Product: intraflagellar transport protein 172
Exons: 1
Coding region: 1-5241 (1746 amino acids)
Biological process (GO): intraciliary transport
Cellular component (GO): axoneme; ciliary basal body
Molecular function (GO): protein binding
Source: RefSeq, a predicted model, not a curated record